Messenger RNA from Manduca sexta (tobacco hornworm), 4739 nucleotides. RefSeq lists its product as uncharacterized. Lineage: Eukaryota; Metazoa; Arthropoda; Insecta; Lepidoptera; Sphingidae. The transcript is spliced from 7 exons. The record is from RefSeq and is a predicted model, not a curated record. The coding region runs from base 151 to 1104 and encodes 317 amino acids.
UCGUACAGCAAGCACCGCGGCCGCUCCCUCCGCGUGCUCUCCGCUCCCUGGUCGAGCGCUCGCAGAUCGCGCGUUCGUCUCCGCUAGUGCCGGGCUCUGUUGUUAGUGCUUUGUAGUGCACUCGAUGUGCGAUUUUAAAGUGUUGUAGAUAUGAUCAAGAUGAAAAGGAUUUGCCACCUGAUCUUUAGACUGCUGUUCCUGUUGGACGGUGGAGUCUGGUCCCUCCGCAACCUGUCCAUCUCAGUCCCUCGCGCGGUCUUGUCCGGUGAGGGCCAGUCGGCCGUCCUCCGCUGCUCCUACGACCUGGAGGGCGCUGCGCUUUACUCCAUCAGGUGGUAUCGUGCGGAGACAGAGUUCUACCGGUUCGUGCCGCGGGAAAUGCCUCCUACUAUGGUGUUCCCGCUGCCUGGAGCUUCAGUUGAUUUGACACAAUCAGACCGUCACCAAGUCCGCAUCGUGAACAUGAAUCGGCGGUUGAGCGGCGACUAUCAGUGCGAGGUCUCCGCCGACGCGCCGCUCUUCCACACUGAUAUACGCUCAGCACCACUUACAGUCGUUGAUCCCCCAUUCCGGGCACCGCGUCUCACAAUAUCCCGGGGGAGCUACGCGCGAGGCGACGUGCUGAGAGCUAACUGCUCGGUAGACGAAGCCUACCCUGCGCCUAAUAUCACUUGGAUAUUGGAUGAACAUAAGAUAGCAGAAACAGUGUCUUGGCGUCCCUCGGAGCUGGACUUCAAGGAACGAGGGGCGUUCAGCCAACUGGAGAUCUCGAUUUUGGAGGCAGAGCACUACAAGAUGGGCUUGACGUACACCAGCUCCAAUCUAAACAGGGCCUACCAGGAUCAUUACGUUUACGACAAAGUCGAUAAAGAAGACAAGGAUGUGUUGAGGUAUACCCUAAUCCCUCCACCUAACGGUCAGUUUGCUCUAAGCUGCAUCGCCACCAUAUACGAUAUCUAUGCGCGGAAGAGUGAACCGGUCUACAUCAAAGAAGACGCUCCUCAUCCUGCCUCUGUUACCGGAGAAGAUUCCUCAGGUACAGCAGCAUCCAACAGUUUCCUACUGACAUCCGUGUGCGUGUGCGCAUCGCUCCUAACGUUAUGAUUACAUGUCACCGUAUAACGCCAUCUAGCGUCCGAGAAACUCAAUUAAACUACAGUUGCAGAGUUGUUUGGUCAAAUAUUGGACAUCGCUUGGUCUUGGGACGCAUGUAUGGUGUAUGCGAAUUGUUCUUUUCCUUUUGUAUUGUUUAGAAGAAUUUUGGACAUUUUGUAAGGUGCUCUAAUAGGCUACUUAGGGAAUAUUAUAGGAAAUUUUGAACCUGUCCUCGGUUUGUUUGUCAUGCCAAAUGUAUGGACUGAUUUCGAUAAGGUUUAUACUAGUGGUUUGGAGUUGUAGCUGAAUUAUAGUGCAAGAUUUGGUAUACUUAGUAUCUGCAAAAAAAAGGUUGUUAUAGAAAACAUGUCACAUCACUUGAUAAUAUUACAGGCACAAUUAACAUGUCAAAAAUAAAAAUAACGAUAUAAAAAAACAAGAUUAAGAAAAACCUGAGAAAUAGGAAACAGAAUAAAUAAGAAAUAAAAUACCUAUUCGUGUCGAUGUUGUAUGCAGUCUCUACUAUAUUUUAGAAAAGAUUUGACUCACUUUUGCACUCAGACAAAUCUUGACCUUGAGGUCCAUAAUUCUUAUUUAACUUAUCACAAUAUUGCUAAAACAACAAAGCCAAUUAAUUUAGUAUACAAGAUAAAUGAAAUACUAAGUCAGUUCGCAGAUAAUCUACAUCAAAUCCUGCACACUUCCUAAACUUUUGUUCAAAUGUUGGCUAAGCGAAAUUAUAGUCUUAUGUAAACUAAGACAUUCCAAUUUGUAUCUUAUAACAUAAAGAAUAAGGGUUAUGUAAGGACAUGGGUAUUGUUUCCGGAGAUAUUUGACCAAAUACCUCCAGAGCAUUAUGUAAGGAAACUGAAUGUUGUGAUAGAAAGUUAAUAACCAGAGGAGUACGUGUGGGGCUAACCCCACUAGUUUAAAUGCUUGUAAAUAUUUAAUGUUUUUUAUAAUAAUAAACUUAUUAAACGUGAAAAAUAAUUUCUUAUGUUUACGCGAAUGUUGGAAUUAAAAUAAAACUAUUUUACGUUUUUUAUCUCGGUUAUUUAUAUUAUUAUUUUCUCACGUUUUGAAGAGUUUGCAGCCGUCAUGUAGAAGACCUUUUCAGUAUUCAAGCCCCACCUUGAUGGGGGGACUGAAACUGAUAGUAUAAAUAACCGAUAAUAUAAUAUAAUAUAUCGAUAAAAACCGUAAAUAGUUUUAUUUCAACAUGAGAAAUAGUUUGUGUAGUAGGUCCUUCCUAUGUGAGAAUUGUUUAGAUAAGUACCAUGCUUUGUCUAAAUCUGCUGUCAAGGAAAAAUAUUGUGUUCCUCUUUGAAAUAUUAAUAAGUAGGAGGUGUCUUAAUGCUUAAAUCUGUCGUAAAUAAAUGGCUGGUCUCUUCCAUCUUAGAUGGGUAAGUUCCUUUCUUUUUUAUAAAUGAAUACCAAGAGACUUUAAAAUAACACAAACAGAGAAAGUUGGAAAAAAAUACGCUAUAUGCAUCCAUCGACGAAUAAGCUUAUAAUUUUAUUUAUUUAGGACAGAUACCAUCCUAUUAGUGACGCCCUCGGUCCUCCCCUUCCCUCUAGCAAAACAGAGCUCUAAGGAUAUUUUGAGAAGCACAAAAGAACGAAUCAUGCAAUAACCAUCUGUAAUUGGGUUGCUUAAAUUUUUUUAUAAUGGAGAUAUUGUUUAAUUAAUUUCAUUAUAAAAAUACUACAAUUAUAGAUUCCGUGCAUCUCCUCCUAAAGGUGACAUUAUUUUGAUUUGCAAUCAACACAUUAGAUUUAUUAAAGAAUAUUUUGGUAGUUUCAACUUUAAAAAACAACUUUUUUUUUAUAUUCAUAUUUUUUUGCUUUUUCUUGUCCGUUACUCGCGCGCCGUCGAAUAUGAAACAAGUUACUCAAGGCCGUUUACUCGGAGAGAGACUUAAAAUUAGAACAUUUAGGAUUACCUAUUAUAUAAUUCUUGAGCUCCCAGAUCUUAAAUGGCGACAUAAAUUUAAUUUGAUUGUAGACCUUUAAAGGUGUCCUACAUUUUAAUCCGUUUGUCUUAAAUCAAAAUUUAUGGUCAAAAUUAAUGUAGUCAUCAUUGCCCAAUUUUGUGAAUGCUAUCUAUCUUGUGGUAUCUGGGGCGUAGGCAGAGGCUAGUGGCAGUAAAGAGCUCGUGUCCCUUAUAGAGGUGUCUCCUUCAAAAUCUCAAAUUAAAUUUGAGCCUAGUUUAUUUUUGUUAGAUACUGGAAUCUUUUUUUUGCUUUGAAUGACGAGACGUGCUUGCCGUCCGCCUGAUGGUAAGCGACACGACCGCCCAUAAACAAUAGAAACGCCAUCCGACACCUUGAAUUACAAAGUAUUGUUUGGUAUUCCACUGCGCUCGCCAUCCUGAGACGAGAGAUGUUAAGUCCAGUAGUUACACUGGCUACAAUGUAUCUAAAUUAACGCACUUCUUUGCCUGCGUAAUUUGUGAACAACAUCCCUAAUUUAUUAAUUAAUAAUUAUUAAAAUAUAAUUUUAUUAUUGCCAAAAUGAGUUUCACAGUUGACUCGUCCUCUAUUUUCUACGUUGGUAAUUAGAUAGGCCUUUUAUAGGUGUUGUCAUUUCGUGUCGUUUAAUCAAUUAACGACCUUAUAAUCAUGUGUUUUAACAUAGUUUUUGCGUCUUUCAGAUUUCGUAACAAUACUUAUAUGUACAUGUAUUUGAUACAAAUGAAAUCUGUUAGACGGAAAAACGUCCCAACAGCCGUCCUAUAUUUCUCCACACGCAGCGCUUUACAGCCAUAGUUCCUAAUAAACAGAACGCAAAAUUGGACAAGCGGAGCGUUUUGCGUUUUAUUUACAUAAUAUUAUUUUUUAAUUGUGAUAAAGGAAGGUAGCAAUUAACAUGUUUAAUUUUAAGUGCCACAGUUAUUAAUAAAUAAUAACGACACUACCUAGAAAUUAGGAAUAAUGGCAUUGCACUAUAAAUGUACAGCCAGUCACAAAAGCAGCUGAACGAAUUAAAUAAUUCAAAUCGCUAAAAAAUUGUCUCCGUUGUAAAUUAUGAGUAGCUGAACAAAUUCAAAAUUUCAAAUCGCCAUAAAAUUUUGUCUGUAUCAACAAACGUUUCACUAAAAUAAACUUCAGAUGGUUAACUUCAUUGGACAACAAUGAAUGAAUUUCGAUUGAAGUUAAUGUGUAGAAGCGAUUUGGAUUUGAAUUUGUUCAAAUACUUUUGUGCCUGACUGUACACCUUGUGAUAUAGACGCCACGAGAUCUGAUAAACCGACUUCCAUAAUAAAACCAAACAAACAAAAACACAUCACGCAUUUAUUGUUUUCUAUGAGCGUAACUAUUAUAGAAAGGUAUCUUGGCUACGGCCUCAGGCGAGUAACUUAGCUCGUCUCUUCAAUAUUUUUACUUAUUAUAUAAAAUGACUCAAAAUAACGCUCAGUACCUCUAGGAAUUUACGCUUUAGUAAUGUAUUCGUAUUAAGUAAGUUAACGUUUACGUAUUUCUUUUGCUUGACAAUACUAUACGUCGAAAAGAGAUUCAUACUCUAUUCCCUUGGUUUUUCAGUUCAUUAUGGCUAAACGAUUAACUAUUCGAAUUACUCGCACCAAAUUUUCACGCGAAUUUUAGUUCCAAAUUCGUUUACGAGGCGCUGUUCAAUAUACAAAA